This is a messenger RNA of Porites evermanni, 7326 nucleotides long. The record is from the annotation of a GenBank genome assembly. Lineage: Eukaryota; Metazoa; Cnidaria; Anthozoa; Scleractinia; Poritidae.
GUCUCUUUAGUUAUAUCAACGUUUGGGACCAAUUCAAGUAAUGAAGUCGAUAACAGUAGUUUUUACACCGGUCUUGGUCUCGCCAUUAGUUCUAGCGUUUUCAUCGGAAGUAGUUUUAUCAUCAAGAAGAAGGGACUGCUCAAGGUUACAAGAAGUUCAGGAACGAGAGCAGGUAAACAAAAAAGUGAACAGCGUGGUUUAGUAGUUUGCGGUGACACAGCGAUCGCGGAUGCUUUCGUUUUGCUGGAUGAAAAACAUUAAUUUUUAAAAGCUAGAAAUAUAAUGCGACCGUGAGCCAACCUUUGAUGAACGCAACGGAAAGUGACUAAGACUUAUUUAGAUCCCAUGUAUGAUAAUUUUCUCCUUAUUUUUAGGUCAAGGAGGUUAUGCUUAUCUGAGAGAAUGGCUGUGGUGGUCUGGCAUGAUAACGAGUAAGUUUUGAGUUUAAAUAUUCUCGAACAGCUUACUAGUAAUUCAUCUUUCUGCUGCAGCUGCAACUUCUUCGUCUCUGGAGAAACCGUGUAAUCGACUCUCUAUCCUCUAAAGUGUGAAGUUGUAGACCUCUAUUACUUAUGUGUAACAAAAUUUUCUCGUCAAGAAUUCCUAUGUCAUUUUCUUUCAUAAAACGCGUGGAUAAGAUUUUAAUACGCGUUCACUGUGAUAUUGAGCAUAGGUAUUUCCGAUUAAAACUUCUGUAUUUGCUUCACAAAUCGAGUUUAUGGAGAAAGUAUUCAAGUCGGUGAAAAAAAAUUCUUUCAGAGGUGACACAAUAACUAGUCAGUGACCGAGUAGUAUAAAUUCUGGCACAUAUAUACACAAGGACAUAAACUAUAUAAGCAAACAUAACAAGUAGUAAAUUAUCCUACUGGCCAAAGACAAACAGCCAUAAUCCAAGCGUGACUGAGGAGCAGCGCUGUGAACUCUCCUGGAUAAUCCGGGAAACUCCAGAUUUUGGCCGUAUAUCCCGGUCUUCAGAUUAGAGUACGAAAUCUCCCGGAUAAUCGCCCAAGUUUGCCAAUUCCUGUAGACUUGACUUUCCGACCAUAAAAUUUUAAAUAUUUUGCAUUGUUUGAACCACAUAUUUAUUAUUAUGGAACGUUUUCUCAUAAUCUGCGGCAUGCCAUUGUAAUUUAAGCAAUUAUGUGGCUUUAUAUAUAUAUGAACUGUUGUAUGGGGUAUUACGUCGAUUAGAGUCCUCAAGUUUUUUCGCACAAAUGACAUCAUGUGCCCUAAGAUAUGAUGUCAUCUAUCAUCCCUUCCCUAUCAAUUCUCAAUAUUUGAAGAUGUGGGGGAUGGACAGCUCUGCUGAGGACUUUAACGUGGGGUUAUAUAUGAAAUUAAAGCUUCAACUUUCCUCCCUUCUCCCUCCAGGCGUGCAUACCCCAGGCAUAUUUUGACAACUUUGUCUUCCCAGGAGGGGGAGUGGGGGUGAAUUUGAUAUUAGGGAACUUAAGCAACAAUGACAGCAACAAAAACGUCACUUACAACGUGAAGUUGCGCUGCUUCAAACUUUAUCAUACUUAUUCCAUCUCUUUCAGUUCGUCAAAUGUUGGCAAUAGCACUUUGCACCAUUGACGUCACAAAUUUCGGGUCUCUGCUGUGACUCAGACAUUGAACUUGAUAUCUGUUAAGAGUUUUGUAUGGGGAAAGUCAUGUUCACCAACAAAUUUACAUCAUCUUUGAAGAUUUUUAUUGUCAAAAGAAACAAAACCUGGAUGUUGUGGUUAAUUUUUUAUCUCAGGUAAUUCUUGUUUUUCUUUUGUUUUGUGGUAUGGUAAUGUAUACUAAUGAAGUUGGAACAAAAGAAAAACGAAAAUUAACUGAGAUAAAAAAUUAAGUACUAUGCAAAAUAUAUCCUGAAAAUUAUUAACGUGUGCCAAGACAGGGUUAAACAUGGAAAAACGUGUACAGAUGAGUGAUUUUAUUCAUAAAUGCUGUGUCAUUACUGUGGGUAAAAUGUAUAUAAUACAGCAUUUUACUAAGAAUUGUAUGGAAAGCAGGAUGUCAUAACUGUUCUUAAAAGGCUCAUUUGGUUAAAUUUAGUGGCAAAUGAUGCUCAGUUUUUUUUUGAAGUGUGAAGGCAACUCUCAUUACACUGAAAAAAAAAACUUACAGAGAGCGGCUUUCCUCUUUCCAAUCACUUUCGCCGUUAAAGUCGCUUACGCCAGAGUCCCCAUCAGCGAAAAUUUCAACUGGUGCUUCUCUGGUCAUUCUUUGUUGCUGUGGCUUAGCCAUCAUUUUGGAAAAAAUACUGAGCAACACAAUAAUAGCAAAGUCAGGGCUUCUGAUAUUUCGAGGAAAAAAAAAACAAAAUUUCAUGGGAUUUUCAGGGACAAAUUCGCGGAAAAAUCGGCCAAUUUCGUGGGAUUUUCCCAGGAGAAAAGUCAAAAUUGCAGAAAUAUUGGCUGAUUUUGCAGGAUUUUAGCGGAAAAAAGUCAAAUUUCGAAGGAUUUUCAGGGGUAAAUUCUUAGGAAAAUCGGUCGAUUUCACGGGAGAUUUCAGGGGGAAACUUCGCGAAGAAACAAUCAGUAAAAAACAGCCGAUUUUGCUGGAUUUUUUUUGGCAAAUUUCGCUAAAAUCGAUCAAUUUUGCGUCGAUAUGACCAGCGUUGUGUAGCGUUUUUUUACAGGGAUUAUCAUUUCCUCUUUCAACAACAGUUCACUCGAGAAAUGAGAGAAUGCGAAAGCUAUUAACAUUAUGGUUAGUGCUCAGUUUUUCGCAACGUUCAUCUAAGAAUGCCUGGUAGUUUUGGGAGGUUGUUUACUCGUUGGAGUGACAAAGUUUCAAGAUAAAUUUGGAUGUUUGGGGUGAAUAGAACAGGUCUAAUAGCCAAGAUAAGUAUUAAAUAUGUUUUGCCGACAUGUAUUUGGAAAUAUAUCUGGCGUAUUUCGCGUUAUUACGCUUUUUUUUGGUAAUUUCACAGGAUUUUGCGGAAAUACCUGAAUUCCGCCGGUCCACGACCGCGCGAAAUAUCAGUAGCCCUGCAAAGUGAAUAUAUGUGGACAGGACCCUUUUAUAAAUUGAGUGCCAGACUUUCUCAACGACCAGAGUUAAUUUCUUCAAGCCAACUCGAAGAACCAGACUCUUGCUGAUCUCAUUUGUAUGAGGACGUAUAUAUAUGUCCUUGGUCACUGAGUGAGCACUCGGAGGAUGUAUGUAUAUGUCCUUGGUAGGGAAGGGGUUAAGCUCCCUAAUGAUGGUAUUCAGGGGGGGGGGGUGUGGAAUUCGAGCCCUAGCUUGAGGCCUUGUUCGAGUUAAAUUCUGAUAAGUGACAUAUCCUUGAAUUAGUGACAUAAAACAGAUGAAAUGGCGAAAAACGACAUGAAGAUGGGUUUCAACUGCGAUGGCAACGAUGAUAGUCACAAACACAAUGCUGACAGCAACAUGGCUUCCUCCUCCAUACGUGAAAGGACUGCUUUUGAAAUUUAGACCAGGGAUAUAUGCACCCACCUCCUAAGAAGGCCUCUGGCUUUGAUUUCUUGUGAUGUGUCUCAGGGCUUGCACAAGCCAUAAAAAAUCAUUGUGUUGUAUGACAUUGUGAGUUUGGAUAAUUUAAUAGGCAAGAUUACAGCUUAUUCGUGGAUCGGCUAAAAAACAAGGGAUCAUAGUUCAGCUUUGCUUUGUCUGCGGUCAACUUGGCCUCAAGAGCAUUAGGUAGCAUAUUAAUAGUUAUAUUUAAAGCGACGUGAUUGAUUUUAAGGAGCAGUACAAAUCGAAAUCCAUGCCGCUUGUCACUUUCAAAGUGAUGGAUUAUGUUACAUGUGAAAUCAUGCAGAACGACCUUUGAACAUCGAAGCAUGCCCGUCUUUUUCGUACGACAUUCGUAAAAACAUUUUCUGUAGGCUUUAGUAAACUCUGACUCAACAAGCCAACACUAGUAUGUAACGUUUGAUUUUUCUGCCCGCUUAACUGAACACUGCACUAAAAGCAAGAGUGCCUGGCUGGGCGACUGGGAAUUUUGUUUAAGUCACCCAAAGCUAAAUGUUAGUUGCCUUAGGCGACCAGGCGCCGUUAGAGCAGAGCCUUGGUAUGUUGUAGAGUUUGCCAGAUACAUUACUGCCAGGAAUAACCCCAGUUAGUGCCAAGAGCAGGUUUUGAGUUUACAUCAGUGCAUUAAACCACUCAGUGAUACUACCUCCCAUAGUUAGAGGUUAUUAUUUUAUUUUACCACAAGUGGAUGAACAGAGGUCUUAAAUCUUAUCAAACUAUUAAGAGAGGUAGACAAGGGCCAGGCUUAGCAGAAGGUAGACACUUGAGUUAGUUUAUAUAGAAUUUGAAACACUGACAAAAAAAAAAGUGAUGACAAGUGAACUCCAGAGGGAUUCUCUUAUGUAUCAGUCAAUUCCAAAAGUGUCUGCCCCAUUCCUUACAUACAAGUGUAAUAAGGGUGUAGAAAAGUGAUAAAUAUAAUACAUCUAAAAAAGGAAACACAAGGUUAACCUUAUCACAUUCACUUGAGAGCAGGUUUUGACUUUACAUCAGUUUACAUCAGCCCCUUGAACAUAGGAUAAGAGCGCUAUAGAAAUAAAGUUAUUAGUUAUUAUUAUUAUUAAGAAAGUGUGGAGGAAAAUAUCAAUAUAUAACUAGUUACUUAUUACGAUAAUUUAUCGAGAAAUAAUUUAAAUCAUGAUUAUGAAUUAUUCUUUGAUUUUAAGUAAUGUUUGGCUUUGGUCUUGUGCUACCCCUAAGGGAAUUUAGGGGACACGUUGCAAUAGGCAACUGAUUUAAUUCGUAACACCCCUUCUAUGGUUGAAAGAUUUAAGGUCUUACAAUUUGCCAUUCUCUAUACUAACACACAGUGUAUUGUUUUUAUAGUGAUAGUUGGUGAAAUUGCAAACUUUACAGCAUACGCCUUUGCACCAGCCAUACUUGUUACUCCACUAGGUGCUCUUAGUGUUUUAGUAAGGUGAGUUGAAAGAAACAGGAAGUCAAUAGUGCCUCUUGUGAUUAAGCUAUGUAGUAUUUUUUUUAAAUGCUCAAUUUGUUGUUUAACAUGAACCACACAGAUUACCAGUAAGUGAUGUUUCAUGCUCAUGAAGAGGUCAUUUAGAUUUUUUCAAUGCUGGGCUAUUGCAAUGGGCCAUUCCCUUGAGUGUUGCUUAAAACAAGCGGCCACUUACCUAAAAUGUUUUUUCAGCUGAGGCAUUAUAAUAUGAAAAAUUAUCAGUUUUUAGUAAGAAAUCUUUAUUCUAAAAUUCGUUCCUGAUCAGGCUGUAGACGCAGUAAAGACUUCUUGCAAAAAAUAAUGUAGAUGGCACCACAGAGAAUUCCCCCUCGGAAUUUCCAAUGAUCUUCUGUGGGAGGGGUAUGGAUAUUUUCUGGAACCACACAAUGUAAGGCGGUGUCCACACUUUAAAAAUAAUACAUAAAAAUCAUUGUUUUACAAUUUUAAAGAGUAGAGAGAUAAAAAGCAAAGGAGACCGAUUUUGUUGGAAGAAAAACAUGAAAAUUUUAUAGAGGCAGUGAGAAAAUGAGAACUAGCAUCCACCAAGGUGAAAAUGAGAGGCAGCAAGAAAAAGGUCAACGGGAACACAUACAACAUCAGUCCUCCAUAAAACAUGUAACUAGGAAGUUUUUGGAGGUUUCACGUGGUAGUCAUGCAAAACGAUGGCAAAGAAAUGUACAAAAAUAGUGUGCUGCACAUGCAAAGUUGUUUCUCUGCUAAUUAGAUAAAUUUUUUUGUUUUGUUGCCGCUUAGCAUUACACGAUUUUAUGUUUUGUUUGUGUAAACUAUAAAUAUUAAUGAGAGCUUCACUUUUAGCCUUGGUUAAACUAUAAAUAUUUAACAAGAGCUUCACUUCUAGCCCUGGUAAAUGGUUGAACUCUACAAACAUUGUAUGUUUUAGAGUACUUGAAAGACCUGCAGAUUUUAAUUGCUAUAAUUUGGUUUGCUGUGUUUGUUUUCCUACCUUUUCUUGAACUUUUUUUAUUUCUAUUCCUAGUGCAAUGUUGGCAUCAUAUUUCUUGAACGAGAAACAAAACCUCCAUGGGAAAAUAGGUUGUAUUUUAUCAAUUAUUGGUUCCACUGUUCUGGUCAUACAUGCACCACAGGAAGAAGAGGUUACAAGUAUGGAAGUACUGGAGCCAAAGCUUGGAUCUCCAGGUUAUUUAAUAUCUCUUUUGUCUAUCAUUGAGCAAGAAUCUUGCAAGAAUAUAUUAUGUUGAAUUUUGCAUUUUUAUUAAGCAAAUUAACAGCUAUUGAAUCAUCUGCUACAUGUAAUUUGCAAUCAGAGCACUACAUUUUAGUAAAGAUACAGGUAACAAGUCAUAGGAAGAAUGAUUUGAGACAUCUCACUUUACCCAAUGUCCACUUAAUGUAGCGUGUCCACACUUUCCAAUGUCGUGAGGGACGUAAAGGGCUGCCAUUGAAUAUACCAGUAUCCUGAUGUAUUUUUUCUACUCAAAGAGGUAGAAUUAGCUAUUUCAGGCACACUUCUGUCCAUUACCUGUAAAAGCCGUGGUUAGUACACCUGGCCCACAUAUACUGUCAAUCAGGUGUACUUAGGACUAUUGCUUGUGUUAAAUCACAGAAAACAGAAAUAAUCUACCGGGUUAAUUGUUAAUUGCUGAAAAGUAGUCUGCAGAGGCUUACAGGAGUAGCUAAAAAAAAAAAAAUUAUUAUGGAAUGUGGACAUUUACGUGUAUUGUCAACUUACAAGAGCUUCUAUUUAUAAAUUUAUGUUUUCUUUCAUGUUUUCAGGUUUUGUGACAUACAGUAUCCUUGUUAUAGCACUUGCAUUUGUGUUAAUCUUCUAUUAUGGACCACGCCAUGGAAAAACAAACAUUCUGGUUUACAUUGCAAUCUGUUCUCUGAUUGGCUCGUUGUCUGUCAUGGGAUGUAAAGGCCUUGGAAUAGUAAUAAAACAGACUGUCAGUGGACACAGCCAGUUGGCAAAUCCUGUUGCUUGGGGGUUAUUAGGAGCUGUAUUGGCAUGCGUCAUGACACAGAUGAACUACCUAAACAAAGCUCUUGAUAUCUUUAAUACUUCACUGGUCACUCCAAUCUAUUAUGUUAUGUUCACGACGCUAACAAUUAUCGCAUCAGCCAUUUUGUUCCGAGAAUGGGAAGUGAUGAACUCAAAAGACACUAUUGGAGUAAUCUGUGGAUUUUUGACCAUAGUAUUUGGCGUGUUUUUGUUGCAUGCAUUUAAAGAUGUUCACUUUAGUUUAAAGGACAUCCUAAAGUUUUCUCAGACAAAUGGUGUGCCAAGAGCAAGGAAACCUCAUGCUCCACUGAAUGAUGAAUCAGAAGCAAUCCUUAUGCAUCACUUGGGAGGUGACGAUGAGGAAGAAACUGUGUUUCCAAAUAAUGCCAACCAUCUAUGA